GGGACAGCGCUGUCCGCGCAGGACCCUGAGCCCAGCAGCCCCUUCCAGAGAGCUCCCUUCAUAACACGCUUUAAGCAGCAAAAUUUAAAAAAUAGCCGAGAAUAUUCCAGAUUCUUAGCAGAAUUCCUGCCAUCUCUGUAGACAUCUCAGGAUGGGGACUAGGAGGCUCAUGGAGGCCCUGCUGGCCCUGGCCGGCCUGCUGCAGGUGGCACUAUCCCUGAAAAUCGCAGCCUUCAACAUCCGGGCCUUUGGGGAGUCCAAGAUGAACAACGUGACCCUCUCCAACUAUAUCACGCAGAUCGUGAGUGACUACGACAUCGCCCUCAUCCAGGAGGUCAGAGACAGCCACCUGGUGGCUGUGGGAAAGCUGCUGGACAAGCUCAACCGGGACGUACCAGACUCCUACCACUAUGUGGUCAGCAGGCCGCUGGGCCCCAGCACGUACAAGGAGCGCUACCUCUUCCUGCACAGGCGAGACCAAGUGUCUGUGCUGGACAGCUACGACUACACCCGUGAGCACUGCAAGGACCACCCCUGCAGCAACCACACCUUCAGCCGGCCGCCCAUUGUCGUCAAGUUCUCCUCCCCAUGCACGCAUGUUAAGACGUUCACCAUUGUCCCCCUGCAUGCGGCCCCGGAGGCCGCGGCAGCUGAGAUCGACGCGCUCUACGAUGUCUACCAGGAUGUUCGGGAGAAGUGGGCCACGGAGGACAUCAUGUUGAUGGGCGACUUCAACGCUGGCUGCCGGUACGUGACCGAGGCCCAGUGGCCGGGCAUCCGCCUGCGCACGGACCCCGCCCUGCAGUGGCUGAUCGAUGACACUGCCGACACCACCGUCACGUCCACGUACUGCCCCUACGACAGGAUCGUGGUCUCCGGGACUCUGCUCCAAGAAGCUGUAGUUCCGGACUCAGCCACUACCUUCGACUUCGAAGCUGCGUACAAACUGAGCAAAAGCAUGGCCCUUGCCAUCAGUGACCACUACCCAGUGGAGGUGACGCUGAAGAGGACCCAAUGCACGCAGAACCCUGUGACCCUGGGGCCUGCUCCUGGGCACGGCUAGUGAUCCGCAGCAGGGCAGGCACAGCUGGAGGAAGGGGCUGAGGCGGGGGCCGUCUCUGUCCCGGCCUCCCCUGUCUGCACGUGAGCUGUCACCGCAGCACCAGACCUCUUCUGAGGCCGGGCGAGUCUGACCCACAGGUUAAGAAACACCUUUUAAUGUAGCAAAUAAAGUCCAAGAAGGUG
Tupaia belangeri chinensis (Chinese tree shrew) is the source of this 1245-nucleotide messenger RNA. It is a transcript of the gene DNASE1, whose product is annotated as deoxyribonuclease 1. The record is from RefSeq and is a predicted model, not a curated record. Bases 152 to 1063 code for a protein of 303 amino acids. Gene Ontology annotation, molecular function: DNA binding; deoxyribonuclease I activity. The transcript has 9 exons. Lineage: Eukaryota; Metazoa; Chordata; Mammalia; Scandentia; Tupaiidae. Gene Ontology annotation, biological process: DNA catabolic process. Gene Ontology annotation, cellular component: nucleus.